Messenger RNA from Closterium sp. NIES-67, 7767 nucleotides. NCBI's taxonomy places the organism in Eukaryota, Viridiplantae, Streptophyta, Zygnematophyceae, Desmidiales, Closteriaceae. The record is from the annotation of a GenBank genome assembly.
CCUAGUCAGUCUCAAACAGGCUAUGGCGGCAUCACACGUAUCCUGAAAACUAUGACGUUAUUCCGUGACACGUUGCUGGCUACCCUUUACUCCUCCCUUCCCAGGCUAUUAGCUACUGCUGAAUAAGUAGCGUCUAGAGGAAAGAAGCCGCCAUCAUGUUUAAGGGACUCAGGACGAAGAAAGAGCGGUUCGACUUUAGGUUCCGCUUUCACGCGACGCGGGUACCGCCGUCGGGUUUUGACAACCUCGUGGUAUUCGUUGUGCCCGCCGAUUCCGCCAAGCCCGAGGGGCAAACCCCCAAGGCGGCGGUGAAGAAUGGGUCGUGCGCGUGGAGCGGGUCGGUCACCGUCACCGCGAAGCUCACUCGCCACGCCAAGGCCAAGGCGUACGAGCCCCGCCCGUACCGCUUCGUCGUCUCGUCCAACUCGUUGCGAUCAGGCGUGCUGGGCGAGGCGACGCUGAACCUGGCGGAAUUCGCGGGCUUCGGCGGGCUGGACCAGCGGACGCUUCCAUUGAAGAAUUGCAGCGCGGGAACCAUCCUCCAUGCGACCGUUCAGUGCACCGCGCUCGACCCAAGGGACGAGGAGGAGAGCGAGCACGAGGAGGUGGCGACGAGGCGGGCGGCGCCAGGGGCCGCCAGUGGCCGGCACGCCGCUGCUGCGGGCAAGGCUGAAGCCGCCGCUGCUGCUGCCGCUGCGGCCAGUGGCAGCAAGGGAAGAGCUGGAGAGGCACAGAGGCAGCAUCCUCAGAGCGCAAAGCAGCAGGACGAGGGGUCGAAGCAGGCGCAAAAACAGGAGGCGCAGAAGCAGGAGGCGCAGAAGCAAGAGGCGCAGAGGCAGGAGGCGCAGAAGCAGGAGGCGCAGAAGCAAGAGGCGCAGAGGCAGGAGGCACAGAGGCAGGAGGCGCAAAAGCAGGAAAUGCUGGCCGCCAGUCAGCCCGUUGCUCGGUCCUCCUCAGGCGUCCCUCCCGCACCCUCCCAGGACGAGGACGCGUCCACCGACUCCUCUUCGUGCGACACCACCCCGCGCACCACCGCCAGCACCGCCAGUGCCACUCCCAGCACCACCGCUGCCACCACCACCGCACCCACCACCGUCACAGCUGCUUACGCUGCUGCUGUUGCCGCUGCAGCUGCCAGUACUGCCGCUACUGCUGCUGCUGAUUCGAGUGCUGCCGCGAAUGUGGGUGCGGGUGCAGGUGCGAGCGCAGGUGCGAGCGCAGCUAGUGCAGCUGCCAGUGCAGGUGCGAGCAGCAGCGCGGGUGGGCGUGGGGGCCGUGGUGACUCCAAGCCCUCUGCAGCCUCGCCUCGGGUGGCGGGGAAAGAAGGGGGUGGGGUUGGCGGUGGCGGUGGGGGGAUGUUCUUCUGGCGCUCCAGCAGCAGCAAGGACCGGGAUAGGGACAGGGAGAAGGGCAAGGAAAAGGAUAAGGGGAGUCUCAUUCCCGCCUCGCCUCGAUUCCGCUCCAAAAAAGAGCCCUCGUCACCGGUGAUGCGCUCGCGUGACGCGUCGCCCAGUAGAGACGCGGCACGUGGCAGUGGGAAAGGGAAGGAAAAGGACAAGGAGGGUGAGAAGGGGGAGGAAUGGGCCAAGCGAUCGCGAUCGCAGGAGAGAGGGGCGGACAGGCAGGAGAACGAGGCAGGUGCUGGUUCUAGGGCUAGGUCGGCAUCUAGAGACGGCAGGAGGCAGGCGAGUGAGGGGCGGAGUGUGGAGAAGGAGAGGGAGGAGGAGGAUUGGAUGGGAGCAGAGGGGGAGAGGCGGCAAGGGCGGAAGAAAGAGUCCGGGAUCGAUCAGGACUUGGCGUGGCUGCGGCAGCAGGAGCUGCAAAAACAGCAGGAAGUACAGAAGCAGCAGGAGUUAAAGGAGCAGCAGGAGUUAAAGGAGCAGCAGGAGAUAAAGGAGCAGCAGGAGAUGCAGAGACUGCAGGAGAUGCAGAAGCAGCAGCAGCCGCCAGUGAGAAGGGAAGAGGAGGAGGAUGAUCCGGAGUGGGUGGGGCAGCAGAGGGCGGAGGAGGAGGAGUUGCGGCGGCAGGAGGAGGCGUUGGAGGAGGAGGCGAGGCGGGCGUGGGCCGGUGGCGUUAGGGAGGCAGUGCCGGCGCCUGCAGCCGCGUCGCCGGUGGCGGCGGUGUCACCGGGCAAGGCGCUUGGGGGGUGGAGCAGACGGGCCAGCAGCAAGGACGCUCAUGAGGACGGCGCUGGCGCUGCUGGCACUCAUGGGGCUCACGAACCUCAUAGCGCGCAUCACAUUCCCGCAGCAGCAGCCCCGGCUGUGCUGCCCCCUGCGCCUGGCGCAGCUGCCGCCUCCCCCAGGUCGGCCCGCUCCCCCUCGCCAGUUGGCACUCCCACUCAGCGGCCAGGGAGGCAGUAUGAUGACGUGGCAGGGAUGGAGGGUGGCGGAGGGGGGCUGGAGGGUUCCCCGUACAAGUACGGUUCCCCCAGUGCGCGGAUGGGCGGAGGGGGGAGAGACAGCCCGUAUAGUUACCGCAGCCCGGACCCGUCCCCAGGGAUGAUGGGGUACCCCUUCCAGGAGGCAGCAGGCGGCGAGGAGCAGCAGCAGAGGUAUGGCCAGGGCAGCGGCAGCGCUGCAUACGCCUCUCAAGCCGGCGCUGCCCCGGACUCGCUCGCGCUGCCCGACGCUGCCAGUCCAGGCGAUUCUCCCCCCUCUGGCGGCUACCCCGGCAGCAGAGGCUCGGGGAGGGGGUACUUCGGCGCAGCUGACGCUGGCGAGCGGCGGGGAGGGGGAGGGGGAGGCGGGGGAGGGCAGGAUGCGGAGAUGCAUGUGCGCAGGGACUAUGCAGCAGAGGUGUCAGCAGCGGAGGCGGCGAUAGAGGAGCUGCAGAGGGACUGCGUCAAGUACCAGACCACCAGCCGCAACCUCUCCAGGGAGGUCGAGAGCCUCCGCAGCCAGCUGGCCGAGGCCUUCGUGCAGGACCAGCGGGCCGACAUGGCCAUCGGCCAGCUGAAAGAUGAGAGGGAUAGGUUGCAGGAAGAGGUGAACAUGCUCCGGGCGGGGCUGGGCGGCAGGGGCGGCGGGGCGGCGUCGUCUGCAGGCGGGGCGGGGGAGGAUGAGGGGAUAGACGCGAGCUCGUAUGUGGCGGAUGGGACGGAGAGUGAGUGGAGCGUGGGGGGCGGGGGGGGCGCGGAGGGGAUGAGGCGCGUGGCGGGGCUGCUGGAGGAGGCGGAGUUUCUGAGGGGCACGGUGGGGGGGCUGUCGGCGCAGGUGGAAAUGCUGCAGCGGGAGAACGAGGCGCUGCUGGAGCAGGCGGAGAGGGCGGAGGCGGAGGCGGGGAAGUACAGGCGGGACGCGGAGGAGCUGUUUGAGGCGCGGCAGGAGACGGACGCGGCGCUCAAGAGGCUGCAGAAGCAGGCGGAGGAGCGCGAGGCGGAGUGGCAGCAGCGCGUGCGCGGCAUGGGGGAGGCGCAGGCGGCGCUGGAGGAGCAGCUGGCGGAAGGGAAGGGGGAGGGGCCGGAAGGGGUGGAGGAGGGGUUGGCGCUGGGUGAAACGGUGGGCAUGAGCGGGAGCAGCAGCAGGAGGAGCAGGGGGGGAGCGGGAGGGGAGGGCGAGUGGGGAGAGGGCGAGCGGGGGGGAGUGGACCCGAGCAUGGUGCUGCAGCUGAGGCGCAAGGUGGAGGAGCUCGAGAGGGAGGCGCAGGAGCUGACGGUGGAGAGUCUGGAGCUGGCGGCGGGGCUGAACGUGGCGAACAAGGAAGGCGAGGUGAAGGACGCACUCAUCGAGCAGCUCAAACACGAGCUCAUUGCGGCCGGCAGGAAGGACUCCAUCGCUGCUGCCGCCGCUGCCUCGGGGUUUGCUGCGUUUUUCACCAAGGGGAAGGCCGAGGGUGGGGGGAGGAGUGUUGAGGCAGUGAUAAACUCGGGGCCGGCUGCGAGUGAGAAGGAUGUGGGGAAGCUGCAUGGAAGGAUCGUGGAGCUGCUGCAGGCGCUCAAGGAGCAGAGCAAGGAGGCGGAGGAGGCGAGGGAGGAGGCGGUGCAGCUGCGGAGCAAGAUGCGCGUGAGUGAGAUGGCCACGGCGCGCGCCAUGGACCGGCUGAGCAUCUUGGAGGAGUAUGAGCGCAAGGCGAAGCAGGUGGAGGGCGAGCUGGAGGAGACGCGGAAGACGUUAGCAGCGCAGAGGAGGCUGCGGGAGGAGCAGGAGAUGCGUCAUGUGGGGGAGGUGGAGCAGCUGAGAGAAGGUAAGAGGGACGCGGAGAACCGGGUCACCAGGUACGGCGAGGAGGUUCGGCGGCUGGAGCGGCAGGGCGAGGCGGCGGUGAGGCAGAUGGAGCAGGUGGGGGAGAGGCUGAGGGAGUUCUUCACCGCCCGGGCGGAUGAGAGGGGAAUGGGGAGUGAUGAGUUGACGCUGGGGGAGCGGGCGGAGGGGUUGGAUGUUGCUGGGAAGGUGGGGCUGGUGGUGGGCAUGGCGGUGCAGUGGCAGCAGCAGGUGGGGAAGCUGGAGGGGGAGAAGGCGGGGCUGGAGGAGCAGGUGAGGGAGAGUGAGGCGCGCGUGCACGAGGUGGAGUCGACCUCGGGGGCGUGGCGGUCGGAUAGAGGCGCGCUCGAGAAGAAGGUGGGGCGGCUGGACGAGCAGAGGCGGCUAGCGGAGUCGCGGGUGCAGGAGCUGGAGCUGCAGCUGGCAGCCAUGCAGGAGAUGCUGGAAGAGGCGCAGGCGGAGGCGGGUGCUGCUGCAGGGGCUGGGGCUGCUGGGGUUACGCUUGCUGACGUGGAGGCCCUGCAGUCGGCGAAUCAGAAGUCGAGGAGGCGGGUGCAGGAGCUGGAGGGGCAGGUGAGGGGGUUGGAGGAGCGGGUGAGGGGGAAGGAGGCGGAGCUGGUGGCGGCACACGCGGCUGCUGCUGCUGCUGCUGCGGAAUCAGCAGCAGCGGCGACGGCGGCAGAAGCAGUGGGGAGAGCAGGGGCUAGUGGGGGAGCAGGGGCAGGAGCGGGGGGAGCUAGUGCGGGCAGGGCGGAGAGGGAGCUGGAGGACGCGCGGAGGAGGGUUGAGGGGCUGGAGGAGGAGAUAAAGCGCAUGUCGGGGGAGAUAGCGCUGGCGGGGGUGGGCAGGCGCGAGCUGGAGAUGAAGGUGCUGCGGCUGGAGGGGGCGUGCGGCAAGCUGGAGAGCGAGCUGCAGGAGGCGAACGUGGGGCGGCGGAGGGCGGAGGAGAGGCAGGCGGAGGUGGAGGCGCAGCUGGCGGUGGCUGUGGACAGGGCGGAGACGCAGAGGGGCGUGGUGGCGGAGCUGGAGGAGCGGGUGAGCAAGGGCGCGGCCAGGGAGGAGGCGCUGGAGCAGUACCUGGCGGUGGUGCAGGGGAAGGGCAAGGAGGCGGAGCGGGAGAGGGAGAGGCUGGAGGGGCGAGUGAGGGAGGAGGAGGAGAGGAGGCGGGAGGUGGAGCAGAAGGUGGGGGAGAGCGAGGCGGCUGUGGUGAAGGCGAGGGAGGAGGCGGAGAGGGACGUGGGGGAGGCGAGGAGGAGGUUGGAGGAGAUGGAGGCGCGAGUGGAGGUGUUUGAGAAGGAGAGAGAGUGGGCCAUGGCACGGGCGGUCAAGGCAGAGGAGGGGCAGAGGCGGGAGAAGGCCGAGAGGGAGGCGGCGGUGGAGCGAUUGACCACUGAGGUCGCGCUACUGACUCAGCAGCUAUCGGCUCUGUCUGAGGGGGGGAGUGGAGGUGAGGGUGGUGACAGCCUGUCUGCAGUUGAGGCGGCGGAGCUCCGGGCAGCGAAGGGCGAGCUAGAGGACAAGCUACGCCGUGCUGAGGGGGAUUUGAGGGAUGCGGUGAGAGAGAAAGUCAAGCUGGAGGGCGAGCUGCAGAUGGUGAAGGAGGCAGUGGGGGAGCUGAAGGGUAGGGAGAGCUCUCUUCUGGGGGAGGUAGAUGCGCUGAAGAGAGAGGUGGCGGCAGCAGCGGAGGCAGCAGGUGAGCUGUCCCGGGCGAGGGAGCACAAGGAGCAGCUAGUGGCGCAGCUGGCCAAGGCAGAAGCUUCUGUGAAGGAGCUGCAGGUGGCGCGGGAGGAGUUGGAGCAGGAGCGCAAGGGACUGAUAAACCAGGGCGUGGUGAUGCAGGGGAAGGUGAAGGAGCUGGAGCGAGUGAAGGGCGAGCUGGCGCAGGCGAGGACGGAGCGGCAGGUGCUGGAGGAGCGGCGGCUGGCGCUGGCCAUGAAGCUGGCCAAGAUAGAGGAGUCCAUGGAGGAGCUGGAGGACCUGCGGGCGCGCAGUGCAUCGGUGGAGGGCGAGAUGAGUCACCUGGCGAAGCAGGCGGAGCAGGUGCCGGGGCUGCUUGAGGACAGGGAGAAGCUACAGGGGAGGGUCAGGGAGCUGGAGGGGAGGGUGGCGGAGUUGGAGGGACGGGUGGGUGAGCUGGAUGCUGCUGCUGCGGCGGCGGCAGGGGGGACGGCUGCUGCUGUAGGUGAGGGGGUUAAAGGGGGUGAUGGUGAGGCUGCGGCUGCUGCUGCAACGGCGGCUGCGGCUGAAGCGACUGCGGCGGCAGAGGCAGCGGCGGCGGCAGCAGCGGCGAGGGCAGAGGCGUUGGUGGAGGAGGUGAGGCAGCUGAAGCAGCAGAACGCCGAGCUCAAGCGCGCCCUCACUGAGGGCAGCGGCGGCAGCACUGGUGGCAGUCACGCUGAGCCGUCCCCCCAGGGCAUGGGCAGCAGGCCCAUGGGAGCAGCGGCAGGGGGGCUGGCGGCAGCAGGGGGGGCGUUUGCGCGGGGGCGGAUGGGGGGGAUAAUGGCGUCGCGGGGGGGCGGGGGGGAUGCGGCGCUGGAGAAGCAGGUGGAGGAGCUGAGGCGGAGGACAGUGGCGCUGGAGGGCGAGGUGGGGCGCAAGGCGGAGGCGCUGGCCGCUGCUGAGAGGCGGCUGCAGGAAAUGGAGGAGAGCGGAGGGGGUGGGGGUGGUGGGAGCAGAUUGGUUGACAUGGAUGCUGCUGCUGACGAGCGCAUCAAGACUCUUGAGGCGCAGGUGGCGGUGCUGCAGCAGCAGAUUGAUUCGCAGAGGGCAGUGGCGGAGGCAAGGGAGAGCAGCAUGGGCGAAUACGUGCAGCUGCUCACUGCUACUAAUGACUCGCUGGCUGCUGGCACCGAUGCUGCCACCAUGCAGCUCAAUAAGGAGCUGCUGAGGGCGCAGCAGCAGGUGGGCGAGCUGAGAGAGCGGGAGGCGGAGCUGCGCACAGCAGCAGCCGUGCAUGAUGCCGCCAUUCUGGAGCUCAAGGAGGAGGUGGCGAGUCUCCAGAAGAAGCUGUCGCAGCGGGUGCGGGGGGGCGGCAGCACGGCGGGCGGCAUGGUGGAGCGCAUGGCGCUGCUGGAGGCGGAGCUGGCGGAGGCCAUAGACAGCAACAACCGCUACAAGGAGCAGCUCAAACGGGCCUUGAGUGGGACAGGGAACGGUGUCGACACUCUUGCCACCGAUGCCUCUGCUGCGACACAUAUGCCAGCAAGCCCCACCAAGCCAGCAGCAGUUUCAGCACCGGGGAAUGAAGCAGAGAGGUCGCCGCAGCUGAAGGGGAGGGCGGCCAGCAGCAGCCCCAUGGGCAGUGCUGGCAGCCCCAUGUUGGGGAGUAGAAGACUUGCUGCCUCUCCUGCUGCCAGACCAAACCCCUUCGGACGAAGGUGAACCUUCCUGCAAGUCCCUAGGGGCGUUCUAACUUCCCACAAGGUUGAGAAUGAAAUGUAAUUAGUGUUAACCCUAUUCGUGUUUAGAUAUUUUGCCAUAGAAGGAGCAUAUAGUCGUCGUUUGCAUAAAGGCAUGUUAGUUUGCAUACGUUGGGCAUAUAUACAUUUCUUUAAACAUUCACUGA